This is a messenger RNA of Oldenlandia corymbosa var. corymbosa, 339 nucleotides long. The record is from the annotation of a GenBank genome assembly. Lineage: Eukaryota; Viridiplantae; Streptophyta; Magnoliopsida; Gentianales; Rubiaceae.
AUGGCCAACGCAGCAUCAGGAAUGGCUGUCCAUGACGACUGUAAGCUGAAGUUCCUCGAACUGAAGGCUAAGAGGACUUACCGCUUCAUUAUUUAUAAGAUUGAGGAGAAACAGAAGCAAGUUAUUGUUGAAAAGGUUGGUGAACCAGCUAAUGGUUAUGACGAUUUCACAGCCAGUCUCCCUGCUGAUGAGUGCCGUUACGCUGUUUAUGACUUUGAUUUCAUGACUGAGGAAAAUGUCCCUAAGAGCCGAAUCUUCUUUAUUGCUUGGCGGUAUUUGAUGUUUAGAUGCGCAGAGAUACAAGUUCACACCAGUAUCCAUUUCUGCAUCUGGAUUUGA